This is a messenger RNA of Puccinia triticina, 1167 nucleotides long. RefSeq lists its product as uncharacterized. Bases 1 to 1167 code for a protein of 388 amino acids. The transcript is spliced from 2 exons. NCBI's taxonomy places the organism in Eukaryota, Fungi, Basidiomycota, Pucciniomycetes, Pucciniales, Pucciniaceae. The record is from RefSeq and is a predicted model, not a curated record.
AUGCCGACCAACGAGCACCACAACCCAGCACUGCUGGCCGCCGAGGCCCAGAAACCGGCGCGGGUAGCCUCGCCCCCAGUCGCGGCCCAGCCUGCCGCCGGCCGGCCCACCCACCAUGUCCGCAGACCCAACUGGACGACCGCCGAGGACGAGCAGCUCUGCCGCUCCUGGCUCGAAAACGCCGUCGAUCCCGUGACCAAUACGAUCCAGAAAGGAUCCCAGUUCUGGAACAGGGUCGCCGACGACUUCGCCGCCCAGGGACCCGGACUGAUCGAGCGCAACAAGGACCAUGUCAGGAAUCGAUGGCAGCUCCUCCAAGCCAAGGUGAUCAAAUUCACGUCGUGUUACGAGCGGAUCCAAGGGCUGAUAGGAAGCGCGCAAUCGGACGAAGAGAUGGUCUCGGAAGCGAUGCGGCUGUACGAGCGGGAGGAGCAGCACAAGUUCACGUUCUACAGCUCAUGGCAACUGCUCCGGCGCUCGAGUCGCUGGCAGAAGUGGACGUUUGGCGCGGGCGGCGGGAGCCAGCCGGGGAACGUGCGCCGGACGAGUGUGGGCGAGGGGGGGACGGCGGGGUCGCCGGGCUCGAUGCCGGGCUCGCCGGACCCGCUCCUGCACCGUCUGCGCCACCGGACGGCAUCCACCGGGCGACGGAAGUCGGAGCCACACCAGGGCCAGCAGGAGCAGCCUCGCGGACAUCAUGACGAGGGGGACCGGCUGCUGGCCAUGGCCAUCAAGCGCAAGGCCGACGUCCACCAGGAGGCCCUCGAGGUCCAGCUGCUCGCCAUCGACCCCGCUUCCAUCCUCGACCCCCUCCGCAGGGAGGUCUACAGACUCAAGAUGGAACACAUCCGCGACCGCUACAGGGCCAAGCGGCCCCGCGCCGCCUCCUUCAAUCUCCUCUCCGAACAACACAGCCCCGACGACCUCAUCGACCAGCUCGACGACCCCGACCUCCCCCCCGACCCCAUCCCCGUCCCUAAUCACCACCAACUCCUCCCCCUCCAUCAUCCCCAUCAUCUGCACCCGUUCACCGACCCCAGCCUCACCCAGGACAUCCCCGCUGCCCCCCCUACCCCCUCCAUUUCAAACUCAAACUCCACUGCUACCACUACCACCAACACCACUACCACCACUACUACUGCAUCUUCAACCUCCGAAUCCUCGUAA